Branchiostoma belcheri (Belcher's lancelet) is the source of this 5257-nucleotide messenger RNA. Its product is annotated as two pore calcium channel protein 1-like. The record is from RefSeq and is a predicted model, not a curated record. Gene Ontology annotation, cellular component: membrane. Gene Ontology annotation, molecular function: monoatomic ion channel activity; calcium ion binding; protein binding. Lineage: Eukaryota; Metazoa; Chordata; Leptocardii; Amphioxiformes; Branchiostomatidae. Gene Ontology annotation, biological process: transmembrane transport; monoatomic ion transport.
UGUGGGACAGGUGUGCCGUCGGCAGUCUGCUAAGUUUAUGGCACAAAGGUUGGCAAUAUCACCAUGGAGAUGACCCCUGACCUAUCUGAAGCACACAUUGUUACUGUGUGUCACUGAGUGUCUGCUAAGAUGGAGGUGGAUGUUGAAGACAGGACAGCCACAAACAAUGGCUUUGUCAGCAGUAAAUUUUCUGUGGAAAACGAGGAGGGGACAGGAGGGCAGUUACCUGCCGGCAGACGUUCUCCGGACAGCCCUGUGUAUGAUACAAGCCCAAAAGCCAAACUUCUCGAAAAUGCAGGUGAUGUGAACAAAAAUGGAGGGGGCCGGAACGGAAAUGCGGUCAGAGAAUCUUCGGAUAGGAUUCCGAUGCACGACAGAACGGUCUCGAGGUCGUCGAGUAGUAUAAAGGAGGAUGUUAAGACGUGGGCCAAACCAAGGUCGGAUAAAAAGACAGAAAGUAAAGAGACAAAGAAAGAAACGUUGAGACCUCUGAACAGACGAUCAUCUCUAGAGAACUUUGGUCGGUUUGGACUGCUUGCUCCUGCUGUGGCUCUGGCUCCAGCUAUACAUGGGAGUGAUGAGCUGACCAAGACGUUUGUGGACCUCCAGGGGGAAAACCGAGAGUUGAAACUUGCUGCUGCUCACAUCGACGAUGCCUUGGCUGGCAGAGGGAAGUACGGGAAGGCUCGCGCCAUCUUCAAGCCCAAAUUUGCACAAAGAUGUUUCUACAUCAUCAGUAACCGUUGGUUCAAGCGGUUCCUGUACCUGGUCAUCCUGCUGCACUGCACUGUGACUGUGUGGGAACCUCCACAGCAACACAUCACUGCUGGGUCCGUGAGUGAGUACUGGUGGGUUUACCUGUGCACCUCCUUCUGUCUGCUGUGUUACUAUGUUGACAUCGCCCUGCAUAUGGCCUUCAUGACAUGGAGAGUCUACUGGGCACUGGACGAGAACAAGUGGAUGAGAGUUGAGUUUUAUCUGGUGUGCAUGUUCACAUUUGACUUCAUUAUGCUCAUCAUACAAGAAGCCAUUCCUAUGAGGUUAGCACAGCCAUUUCGGUGCUUGCGGGCAGGCAUGCUUCUCUGUAAGGCCAAGAACGUGGGCCACAUCUUUGAUGUCCUACUGUCCAUCAUUAUCAAACUGGGCAAGGUGUUUGUGAUCAUCCUAGUCUUCAUCCUGACGUUCAGUGCCAUCGGUGUGCACAUCUUCAUGGAGGCCUACCAUCACAACUGCACCACAAAUGCAACAACAGGCAUCCGUACAUGUGAAGACAGUGUGAACCAAACAGACUUUUAUACAGGAGUGUUUGACCAGAUCGGGACAAGUUCUCUGCAGCUCUUUGUGCUCCUGUCCACGGAAAACUACCCGGACUUUAUGAUGCAAGCCUUUGACAAGAACCGGGCAGCCUUCCUGUACUUUGGGAUCUUCCUGUAUGUCGGCGUGUACUUCUUAGCAGCCAUUCUACUGGCCAUCAUCGUAGACAGUUACUGGGAGUUCUCAAAGAAGCACGUGAAACGGGAACGUUCGCGGGAGAGAGCGGAGCUGGGGAAGGCGUGGAACCUGUUAGACCCUCUCGGGUCGGGACAGCUGGCUGUCAAUGAUGAGAAACUGCUCACCCUCUUCAGGAUACUUAAGCCAAAGAACACAGACGAGGAGAACAGAGAGCUGAUUAAUGAGAUUGACCAGGACACUGACGGGUUUGUGGACGCCUUCGACUGGACAACUGGGCUCAACGACGCUUUGUCCUUCGAGUUUGAGGAGUCUGAUGUGCAGGAAAUAACAAGAAUUCAUGGAACAUGCUUCACCUUUGUGAUUGAUGUCUUCAAAAGAGUGGCACAGGCCACGGUGUUUUCCAUCUUCAUCCUGGUGCUGAUCGGGAUCCACUGCAUCCUCUUCUGUGUGCGCUGGCACACCAUGACCCUGAACGAUGAACUCAUUGUACAAGCGAUCAGGUCAGCCAUCGUGUUCCUGUUCCUGGUAGAGAUCAUCAUCCGGUUCAUUGGUCUGGGGAAGAAGAUGCUGGAUCCCCUGGAGCUGGCAGACAUGUUCAUGGUGGUCAUAGCCAUCGUGGGGAAUGUUGUCUGGUAUGUGGUGGUGUAUGUGAACCAGAGCGAUGUGCCGGUACCGGUGUAUCGAGGUUGGUGCGUGGUCGUGUCGUCCAUGGCAGUUUUCAUCAGGCUGGGGUUCAACUCCUCACAGACCAAGAAAGCGUUUGUGCUCUUCAUGAAGAUCUACCCGGUAAUGUUUGACCUGCUUCUGCUGGUAUUCAUCAUCAUCUACAUGUACUCCACACUGGGGAUGGAGAUCUUCUUCCGCAAGGACCCCAGUACAAUAAACAUGGACUAUGAUACCUCCCUGUGGGACUACGAGUGUGGACUUGGAUUCCAAACUUUCUUGUGUUCCCUAGCUGUUGUGUUUCAAGUUGUGACCACCAGUAACUGGCAUGAGAUCAUGAAUGCAGCGAUUCUGAACACCAAUUAUGCAGCCCUGCUCUACUUUGUCAGCUGCUACAUUGUGGUCAACCUGGUGGUCAUGAACCUGUUUGUUGCCAUUGCCAUCGAAGCCUUCAACAAGUUGGGAAAGAACGAUGAUGAUGAUGUUGGACAGCUCCAGAAGGAGAAGACCACCUUUGCUGACACUGCCAAGAAUUUCUUAAAUGCAGUGUUUGAGAGCACCAGAAGCCAGAACAAGUUGGAGGAUGGACUGCCCAAACCAAACCCUGAGGUCCUGAGAAAACCAUCUUUAAGACCCACGACCACACCUCCUGAAGACAGUGACGAGGACAAAGAGGAGGACCUGUCUGGUCUGUCUAAGGAGGAGAGGAUGCAGAGGAGGAUGAAGAACAGGAAGAGAAACAAGAGGAAACAGGCGACUGGGAAGCUAAGGGCUAUCCAGGCUUUCGAGGCCAACGGCUCUAAUGAACUGGACCUCAAAGUUGGAGAUGAAGUCGAUGCAUUAGAAAAGAAAGGUGACUGGUACAAGGGAAGAAAACUUGGUUAUGACAAAGUGGGAUGGUUCCCUGUGACCCACGUGGAGGAGUUAGGCAGACAGAGCAGCGUGGACUCUGGCAAAAGCCUGGAGGAGCCUCCUGAGCAGCCUGCCACCCGGUCUGGAGUGGUGCAAGUAGAGCCUGCACCACAGCCGGCACCUAAGAUUGAGACACCCAGAAACAGUGUUACCACACUCUCACCCCGAAACAGUCUGACUGACCCUCCCAGGCUCUCUGUGGAUAGUGUAAAUGGAACUCUGUUGGACAGACCUCGUCUGAAGAAAAAGAAGAGCACCUCAGAGUGGAGGAGGAGCAUCCUGGGGGACAUGACUGUCAUGAACCCAGAGGAGAUGAAGGAGCUCAACAAGAUUGUAAAGGGAGGAAUAAGAAUGUCAUCCAGAAGGAACCGGAAUAGUAUUGGGAGGAAACCAACAGUGUCAUCCAUGUCAUCGGAUGAUGGGAUACAAGAAGAGCCUGAAGAAGAGGAGGAGGAAGAAAACCCAAUGUUCCUGUCCACGUACCCGUCAAUCAACACCACCAGCAGCCAGAUGAAUCCUGGGAAGUCUGGUUCACCCCCCGCCACGCCAGCUCGGAAGUUAACACCUCAGGUGUCACUACAGGCUCCACAGGUGAUAGUUGAACCUGACCAGCCCAAGCUACCUGAAGUGAUAGAGGAGGAGGAGGAGGAAGCAGAAGAAGAAACAUCUAAAAACUCAUCAUUGCUAGGAGUGUCAGGAGGCCCCAAACCUCCCCCCAAGAAGAACAAGACAGGUGAGAUGCCUGACUGGGCCAAGAAGUUUGUCCAGGAGAAGAACCUGAAGGUGGAAGCAGAUCUCAAGACAGCAGACAUCGAGGAGGGAGGAGGGUCUUCAGACGACGAAAAAGCCAGCCUGAAGCUGGAGGUGGGACUGGCCAUACCUGGAGCAGUGAACAGCAGUCAGGAGGCAGAGUCUGAAGUAUAGCAGGACACAAAAACACCUGCAGUAGGGAGGCAGGGCGCAGAAGUUUACUUACACCCCUAUAUGUUGUUGAGGUCUAGAAAGCUAAUCAAUGUACUGUAAAUUCAUUUACUUCGUAGAGAGGUACAUGUAGUAAUUUCCUGGUAGAAUGGGAAAAGGUAUUUUUUUGUCGUGUUUUGAAGUUCACAGUUGAAACAAUUCUGUAGUACAUUAAUAAUACAUUUCAAAAUGUAUGUUUGUAGUUCCAUGAAUUCGCAGUGCAAAAAUGAAACUGCAAACAUUUAAGAUUUACAGCCACAAAUUUUAAGGUGCUUAAAGAAUUGGGAAUAUGUUUCAUACAUUUUGUAUUUUUUUCCAAAACCCUUCUUUUAUAUGAUGCAUCAUGGACAGUCAUUCAAAGAUGUGCAAUCUGUGAUUGAGAUGAUUUUUAGGGUAGUUGGGAGAUGAAUUCUAGAGUUCUCUAUUGAUGAAUACGUUAUGCCAGUUUAAGGUAUCAUAAAAUAGGUUUGAAGUUCCUUGUGUGAAUGUAUGUAAUGAAAGACACUGGUUGUUUUUACAAGGUAACAGUUGUCAGACUUGAAAAAAAGCUUCUCAAAAAAGUCUCAUACUCUUACCCUCUGAAUACCCCCUAGCAUAGUACCCGGUAGUUAAUGUCGUGUUGGUUUUGGAGAAAUGUCAGGUUGCAUCACAAACUAAUCCCCGCAGGUCCUGUUGUCAAAAUCACUGUGCAGAUUAAUGUGUUUAUCAGUUUUGAUGAUUCAUAUUUUUUAAACUAUGAUCAGAUGUCUUAAGGUCACACCAAUAAAUUUUUCUUGGUUCUCGGACAUUCCUUAAACUUCAAAGAGUGGUUGAGAUGAAAACAGCAGGAAUGAAAAUCUGGGUACAUUCACUCCGUGGCCUCAAGGAAAUUUCCAGCAAAUGAUAUUUUUGUAAUGUCCUCAGGAAUCUCUAAACUUUAUUAUAUCAGGAUAUCUUUGGGAAAAUGUGAAACACCCUUACGAAGUUAUUGUACAGCUUUGGGCAUACAGUAGUAAUAAUUAAUGAAAUUAUGAAACCUAGUUUUUGAACCUAUACUUCACAAUGUAGUUCUGACUUACUAACUUUUAGACAGAUCUAAAGGCAGUUGUUUUUUUAAACAAUGGUGUUUGUAAUUUUUGUAUCUGACUAAUGUAAAUAUAUGGUGUAAAUAUAUAUUUAUAUAUAUUUUUAUGAUGUAAAUAUGCUGGAAAUGAUGAAAGAUUACCUGUACAUUUUUGUAUACUUUCUGAAUGAGAAGAAAAAGUGGACCAAAUAAAACACUCAGAAUGGC